Stylonychia lemnae is the source of this 1734-nucleotide messenger RNA. NCBI's taxonomy places the organism in Eukaryota, Ciliophora, Spirotrichea, Sporadotrichida, Oxytrichidae. The record is from the annotation of a GenBank genome assembly.
AUGAAGGAUCUUCCAAAAACUCCUCAACUCAUAUAUUAGACUGCUUCACCCCUUCAAACAGGAGUCAAAUUACUCCCAUUAAUGGGAAAUCAAGAGCAAAAAAGAAAUACAAUAAAAUUGAAGCAUUCAGUGACCCCAACAAAGAGAGAAUAGUGCUGUUAAAUACAAGUUAAAAGGUUUCAUGUUGUGACUUAAUUGAGAGAUUUAAUAAGGAUUGAAACAGCUCAAAUUCUAAAUCUAGGAUUAAUGAAAGUCUCAUUCCAAAAUAUGACUUAAAUCAACUAUUUGAUGAUCCCCCUUUAUUCGACAAAAAUUUCUUACGCCUCAAUGAGGAUAUUCCUAAGAAGGUGGUACCUUGGAAAGUAAUUAAAAUUGGACAUUCAAAAGAUUGAUGAUAAGGAGGACAUUGUCAAGAAAAUUGAUGAAAUCGCUCAUAAAUUUCCUUUCUACUAUGUAAAACUCAAAUAGAAAUAACUUGACCAGCUGAAAUAGGAUAAGUAAAAAGAGAUUGAGGAAGAAAAAUAAUCCUUACCUAAAAGACUUCGAACUUAAUUCCAGUAGGCUAGGAAACAAUUUGAUAUAAAAGGUGUGAAUAAUCCUAGAAAAACAUCAGAACUAAGAGAUUAUAAAAGUAAAAAGGUACAGUUCGGUCUCGGCUCAUCAAGCUUUAUAGAGGAAAUUGAACAAGAAUCUUAAGAUAAUAAAAAAGAGGAUAAUACUCCAAGUAACAAGAAUUUAAGUAACUAACCCACUCCAUAAUCUUCUCAUAUCAAUUUCAGUACUCACCUAAACUAUUAAAACACGCUAAACACUAUUAAAAAAGAGGAAUUAAUUAUAAUGGAAACAAUAAAUGAAGAGGUAAAUUAAAAUAAAGAAGAACUAACUGAGAAAAAUAAAUCUAGUAGCAAAGAUCAAGCGAGAAAUAGCUUCAAUAUCAAUGAGGAGGACAGUAUUAUGAACAAGGAUAUUCACUCAAACCUACUCUCAACAAGUGAAUUCAAUAUGAAUGGUGAAACAUUUUAGCCAAUAGAAUCUAUUGCCAUACCAUAAACUGCUAAAAAAGUAUCAGAUCUAAACAAAAAUAAUAAUAAUAAUGAUUUUGACAUAGAAAUUAAAAAGUUGCUUGAUAAAAGAAAAUCAAACCAUUUAAGAAUCAAAGACUAUUCAAGGCAGUCUAAUUUAUGGACCAGAUAGGUUAGUCCGAUGGCUCUUUUAAAGCAUAGGCCACAAACUAACAACAUUCUUAUGAGAGAUUAUAUAUAGGAAUAUCAGAGGUCAGUAUCAGUAGCGAAAUAAUCCUAAAAUUCUACAAGUAAAAAAGAAUCGCUCUUUUUUACUAGCACAAGAGAUAAAAAUAAGUCAAAUCUCUCUAUUAAAAUUGAUAACUCUGCUACUACUAGUCAAAUAUAUAUCAAGAAUAAAAUUUAAAAACCAAAUUAUAGUUCCUAUGCUGUCUCACCUUAGAAUUUAUCAUAGAUAAAACAGAUGGGUGAAGUAAAAAAACCAAGCUUCAUCAGAUAAAAAACCCCAUAUUCAACUCACGAUACCACUUUUUAUUAAAACUAUACAAAGUCAAAUACUGCUGAUAGCAGAAAGGACUAGCGAACAAAGAGGAAUCAUACACCAUUGUAGAGUUUUUGGAGAGAUUACGAGACACUGGUAAUAAUGGAAGACUUCAAUCGCCUUAAAAAUUAACUUAUGGGAUUCCGUUAGAAAAGACAGAGCUGUGCGUGA